GGCACAGGGCAGGAUUACUAUAGAAUGUUGGCGAACUAUCUUCGCGGAGGGGGAAAAACACGUAAACUGAGUCUGCGCGACGCAGGGGAUCGCCGCCUGCGAAGUUUAUCGGCCAACACUACAGCGACAAAUCCUAGGACACGUUCGGCCUCAAUGUAGACAAACAGUUCAAGCCAUAUUUCUGAUGGAUGUUAUCUAGAAGCCCUGUUUAAUUGUGAAUGAAAACCACUGAGACCUUACACAGAGGAGAAUGUCUGGGUUUCUACCAUACCACUACAGGGGACCAGAUGGCAGUUUGACACGGUUUAAGAAAAGAAAGUCACGGUUCACGUUUCAGGAGGUUGAGCUGCUUCUCAAUGAGGUACAGAGAAAACGGCACAUUCUCGUUGGGCGGUUCAACAGGGGCAUUUCGAAGGAACUCAAACACCAUACCUGGGCUGCUCUGACGGACCGUAUCAAUGAGGUCAGCGAGUGUCACAGAGAGGUCAUCGAAGUCAUCAAAAAAUGGGCCGAUCUCAAAUGCGAUACCAAGCGGAGAGUGGCAGCCAUGAAGGCGGCGGGAGCCACGCCUGCCUAUAUUGCGCAAGAGCUUUCACCUGUGGAAGCCAUGGUGCAUCAGAUCCUUCAGAUGUCUAGCAAAAACAUGACAGCUAUGGCAACUGAUGAGCAAAUGGAUGACGACAAUGAGGAUAGUCUAGGUGUUUCUGAGAUACCACAUAGCUCCUCGGGCUUUGCAAAUGGUAUGCCUCAUUCAUUUGGCCUAGCAAUGCCACCUCCUAUCCAUACUAGGAUCCCAGGGAAAAGAGAUGUUGUGCCACCUACAGAUAUGAUGUAUAGCUAUGAUUCAGCAGUGCCGCUUACGGACUUCGAGACGGACACCUUAGAAAAGGAAGACACUAUCAUGCCAUUUAUUGAACCAGGAUGCCAAAAAGAUCAGAAUACUAUAAAUCCUCUUGGAUUCCUCAGCCAUCCCAGUGGUGAGAAAAGCAAUAUGCGAGAACAACCAAAUCACAGCACAUUCAACGGUCGUCCAGCAAUCGGUAUUGCAACCCUGACUCCACCCUCUGGAGCAUCCUCAUCACAUUCAGUUCCAGCUCCGCCUCCACCUCCUCCCCGGCCAUCUCCCACGGAUCAGCCCAGCCUACGGGAGCAUUUAGCCCAAAGUGCCUCACUCAGCCUGCAGGAGCAGCAGGCCACUACACAGCUGAUAGGGUCGCUUUCUCGCUCCCUUGAGUCCCUUGCAGAAUCAAUGCAACGUUUGGUUCAGACCCAGAAGCAGUUUUCACGUGACAGCUUACAGAUGCAGCGCAACACGCUACAUGUCCUGCGUGACUUCUCUUCCAGCGCCCUGACUCUUCUUCAAGACAAGACCAAUGGCCAUCCGUAAUCCGUGAACUACCAACAAGUUUUCUGGCCAUUUAGAACUACUACUGGUAACAGAAAGUUACAAAAAAGUUAUACGAAAAUAUUGUGAGAUUAUAAUCUAGAGUUUAUGGCAGUCCUACUUUGAAUCUUUAUGAAAGUCAGGACAGGACUGCGAAAAUUUGUAUCUAUUUAUAUGAUAACAAAAUAAAAAAUGCAUUCGAAGUGAAAUGCAUUAGGAGUUGGAAUAAUAUUGACACCUGUAGGUUCUUUCCUCCUAGGUACCUUCUGAAUAUUUUUAGUUGACGCCUAGACCACAUAAACUGGGUUUCCAUCGAAACGUGAAGCGAAUCUUUUCAAAAUUCGCUUAAAAAAUGAAAACAAAUACAAAUUAUGUGCGUUUCCAUCAAGUUGUUUGAACGAAUAACGGUUGGUAUUGGUAACCAACUGUAAACAAAACAAGGCUCGCUUAGAAAAUGAAGACAGGACUGCAUUUAGUUACGAUUUAGUAAGUUAUAAAUUUACUAGCAGUAAAGCUUAUAUGCUGUGCACAGAAAAAAGAAAUCCAGAAUUUUUGAUGCUGGCACUUGCAGCUUUCCCAUAUAUGGGAAAGACAACGUCACGUGGGUUUAAUGUUUGCUACAUCAGAAUUUAUUCGGCAAAUGCGUUUCCAUCUCCCAUUAUUCACAUUUACUCUUACUUGUUUUUUUUUUUGUAUAAGUCAAAAACCUACCGAAAAAAUCUAAAGUUUAGUUUUGCGUGCGCAUGUGAUGCCAAACUUUAUUUAAUUUUUGCUCCAUGUCCCCUUAGGGGCUCUGUAAUACCAACCUCAAGCAGGCGCAAAAACUUUAUUGCAAAUUACGGGAUUUUUAAUCCUAAAUUUGGCGUUUACAUCACUUGUUUUUUUAUUUGAUACUUCAAAAUGCGCAAAAAAUCAGUGAUGGCUUUGCAAAUUAAGGGAUUUUUAAUCCUAAAUUUGGCGUUUACAUCACUCGUUUUUUAUUUGAUACUUCAAAAUGCGCAAAAAAUCAGUGAUGGAAAGCCAGCUAUAGACUUUUGUGGACCAAUUAUGUGCUAUUGCGUAGUUAUUUAAAAGUUGACCGAUAACUAUAUAUAUGUGGUGCUGUUUAUGAAAUUGCAAUUGUUUUAUUUUGUUCUCCACAUUUUAUUUUAAUUUCUGCCUAAAUAAUUAUUUAACAGAUCUGCUGUAAAAGUUUCUAUAACUUGAAUUUUCUGUGAUUCAUUUUAGUGCUGUACUUUGCCUCCUAUGAGGUUAAACGGUUUUUUUCCUAAAAUUGAAUGAAGGUGAAUUUACCUUAAAACCCAUAAAUCUGUUUUUAAUCUCCCGAAAAGUAAGUCGGCACACUGUUAAAAAAAUUCUCCUAGAUCAAAAUCCUGUGUGAAAGAUGAUGAUGAUAAAUAAACAUAAUUUAAAAUAUCGCUUGAAGUUUUUACUUGAAUGAUUCCUAGAGUAAGUUAAAUAUAUAACACUAAAGAUUGAUAAACAAAAAGUUGUCACUGUAACAAAAGUGUUUUACUGUUUGUGUCAAUGGCUUUAACUAAUGGGCUUGUGUGACUUUUGUUUCUUUACAUUUUACGCUAUGCAUACCUGAAGCUCUCCUAAAUAAAUACGAAACCUAUCCAGAAACUCA
This is a messenger RNA of Paramisgurnus dabryanus, 3014 nucleotides long. RefSeq lists its product as uncharacterized. NCBI's taxonomy places the organism in Eukaryota, Metazoa, Chordata, Actinopteri, Cypriniformes, Cobitidae. Gene Ontology annotation, cellular component: nucleus. The record is from RefSeq and is a predicted model, not a curated record.